AUGUUACAUUCAAACUACCCUUUGGCUGAAGAUAUGCGCGAAACAAUGGGCAUUGUGGCCAACGGAUCAAACUUUGGCAAGAAACCGAUGAGUAAAGGGCCUAAGCCUGUAACGAAUCGUCAGCGCGAACUGGUAGCUCAACAAGCACGCGAACUCGAGCAAGCCUUAAAGGCCAAUGCUGCACUGCAGAGAAGGCUGACGCUUUUGGAGCAACGCCUGGCCGAGCGGGCUAGAAUUGACAUCCCACGUCCGGGAUACAAAAUACCUUUUGAUCAACCCAUGUUUCCCCCCCAUCCUGACCCAUUGGAUGACCCUGAAGGAGUCGAAGACGACGACGAUGACCGUAACAACUAUGUGAUAGACCCCCUUGAAUUCAUGCCGAGGCCACCGGCACUUCCUAAUCAACCCGAAGACCCGGUAAUACUUGGAUUGCGACGAGAUCUACAUCUUCGAAACCGGCUGAUUCACGAGGAACGAUGGGCAUGGCAAUACGCCAUCAUGUUACCUACGUUUCUGCGGUGUCGAUUGCUAACUUCCAACUGGGGUAAUCAUGCAAAUUGGGACCACGACUUUCGAGGACCAUGCAACUGUUCCAAUGCGACUGAGCGCGAGGUUGACCUUGUGGAUGUUAUGAGUAGGCAACGUGUCAAGAUAAGGUUUUGCAAACGGUGUGAUCCAUCCGACAUGGCAGUUCAACACAUGGCACGGCAAUGGAAUCGGUCUCAAGCUCAAGAUGGUGAGGAUGAAGAAGUGUAUAAGGCCGAGCUUGUUCAAGCACAGGCGAUUUUAGGAAGGCUUGCGCGGGCAAAUGCCACUCAUACAACAGAUUAUUUCGAGCAACAAUGGGAGCGACAGCGGGAAAUCCAAUUGCGAGCAAUCAACGUGAGAGUCAAAGAGAAACGAGAACGACUCAAGGUGCUCCUCAAGCUAGAGGAGAACAUGCUUGAGGCUCGUCAGGAGAUGGCCGACCUUGACGCUAUCCAUGCGCCCAUUAGAACUCAGGAACAACAGCAUGAACUGACAAAUUUGCCUUUGUCUUUGGCAAAUUUGGAGGCGCAAAUACAAGAUGUUGCGGAGGAGCUGGGUAAUGCUGAGCUUUUGAAUGCUCGGGGUGGUGAAGAUGGCCAAAUCAAGGCGUGUCUCGUGGUGCAGGUGGCGCUGGGUCUGUUGUACGAAGCGAAGUUCGAUGUCAUCCAGCAAGAAGCUGAUGCCAAGAAUAAGACAGGUGCAAAACAGCAGCCUCGCAAUGAACAGCUCCGCGCAAAGAAGCAUGGCAUCUUGAAAAAGAAGACUGCAACCUAUCUACGACAUGCAACUAAGUACAACAUUCGGUUUGAACCAGCACAGAGGCUGCUCGAACCUACUUUUGAGGAGGUUCUGGGAAUGGAUCUACUUGAUCCAUUCUGGAAUGCGGGUGCAUUGAAUCACCCUGACGAGCCAUGGGCCAGUUGCAAGAGCACCAAAGAAGGGAUUGUAGCAUUUCGUAGUCAGAGAUCAUGUGAAGAAGAAUUGCGGUGUUUAGGGCGAGAGUGUAGACAACUCAUGUUGUGGGGGAUCGACUAUCAAUCGCGCGUUGUUAGAGCAAAGCCAAAUGCGGCUGAAGGCCACGAUCAACAGCUUGAAUGGGAGUCUCUGCAUAGUGGACUCGCCAAACGUACAUGUCGGCUUUGGAAGCGAUGGGACAACGCUUUGGUCAAAAUUUUGCAUUCUACAGCUCAAUAUGUAGAAGGAAGUAAUGCUCUAGAUGUGAACCUAUUACAGGACUGGACAGGAAUGGUUGCUGCGACAGCGGGACAAUGGGAAGCCGUAUUAGGUGUUAGAAUCAUCUGGGUGGAGGAGCAAGGUCAUGGGGAGGCAGGUGGUGCGGAGGAUGAGGAGGAUGAAUGA
Melampsora larici-populina 98AG31 is the source of this 1887-nucleotide messenger RNA. RefSeq lists its product as uncharacterized. Lineage: Eukaryota; Fungi; Basidiomycota; Pucciniomycetes; Pucciniales; Melampsoraceae. The transcript has 10 exons. The coding region runs from base 1 to 1887 and encodes 628 amino acids. The record is from RefSeq and is a predicted model, not a curated record.